CAAAAAUUAAACAAAUGAUCCUUCAGCAUCAUCGCCUCCGCUGCUUUAUCAGGUCGCGUAGGGCAUGGAGCUGGAGAACUAUGAACAGCCCGUGGUUCUGAGAGAGGACAACGGCCGCAGGCGCCGGAGGAUGAAGCCGCGUAGCGCGGUGGCCAGCCUGUCCCCCAUGGAGCUCAUCCCCAUCGAGUUCGUGCUGCCCACCAGCCAGCGCCACAGCAAGAGCCCCGAGACGGCGCUGCUGCACGUGGCGGGCCACGGCAACGUGGAGCAGAUGAAGGCCCAAGUGUGGCUGCGCGCGCUGGAGACGAGCGUGGCGGCGGACUUCUACCACCGGCUCGGCCCGGACCACUUCCUCCUGCUCUACCAGAAGAAGGGCCAGUGGUACGAGAUCUACGACAAGUACCAGGUGGUGCAGACUCUGGACUGCCUGCGUUACUGGCAGGUGCUGCACCGGAGUCCCGGCCAGAUCCACUUGGUGCAGCGGCGCGCGCCCUCUGAGGAGACACAGGCCUUCCAGCGGCAGCUCACCGCCCUCAUAGGCUAUGACGUCACCGACGUCAGCAACGUGCACGACGACGAGCUGGAGUUCACACGCCGCCGCCUGGUCACCCCGCGCAUGGCCGAGGUGGCUGGCCGUGACCCCAAGCUCUACGCCAUGCACCCCUGGGUGACGUCCAAGCCCCUCCCUGAGUACCUGUCCAAGAAGAUUGCCAACAACUGCAUCUUCAUCAUCAUCCACCGCAGCACCACCAGCCAGACCAUCAAGGUCUCGGCCGAGGACACCCCCGGCACCAUCCUCCAGAGCUUCUUCACCAAGAUGGCCAAGAAGAAGUCUCUGAUGGACAUACCCGAAAGCCAGAACGAACAGGAUUUUGUACUACGCGUCUGCGGCCGGGAUGAGUACCUGGUGGGUGAAACGCCCAUCAAAAACUUCCAGUGGGUGAGGCACUGCCUCAAGAAUGGAGAAGAGAUUCACCUGGUGCUUGACACACCUCCGGACCCAGCCCUGGACGACGUAAGGAAAGAAGAGUGGCCGCUGGUGGAUGACUGCACGGGAGUCACCGGCUACCAUGAGCAGCUGACCAUCCACGGCAAGGACCAUGAGAGUGUGUUCACCGUGUCCCUGUGGGACUGCGACCGGAAGUUUAGGGUCAAGAUCAGAGGCAUUGAUAUCCCGGUCCUGCCCCGCAAUGCUGACCUCACAGUUUUUGUAGAGGCAAACAUCCAGCAUGGGCAGCAAGUCCUUUGCCAAAGGAGAACCAGCCCCAAACCCUUCACAGAAGAGGUGCUCUGGAAUGUGUGGCUUGAGUUCAGUAUCAAAAUCAAAGACUUGCCCAAAGGGGCUCUGCUGAACCUCCAGAUCUACUGCGGCAAAGCUCCAGCACUGUCCGGCAAGGUCUCUGCAGACACUUCCGGUUCUGAGUCCAAAGGCAAAGCUCAGCUUCUCUAUUAUGUGAAUCUGCUGCUGAUAGACCACCGGUUCCUUCUGCGCCGUGGAGAAUACGUUCUGCACAUGUGGCAGAUAUCCGGGAAGGGAGAGGACCAAGGGAGUUUCAGCGCCGACAAGCUCACAUCUGCGACCAACCCAGACAAGGAGAACUCCAUGUCCAUCUCCAUUCUUCUGGACAAUUACUGUCACCCAAUAGCCCUGCCUAAGCAUCAGCCCAGCCCUGACCCCGAAGGUGACCGGGUUCGAGCAGAAAUGCCCAACCAGCUUCGCAAGCAAUUGGAGGCGAUCAUAGCCACCGAUCCACUUAACCCUCUCACAGCAGAAGACAAAGAAUUGCUCUGGCAUUUUAGAUAUGAAAGCCUUAAGCAUCCCAAAGCAUAUCCUAAGCUGUUUAGCUCAGUGAAAUGGGGACAGCAAGAAAUUGUGGCUAAAACAUACCAAUUGUUAGCCAGAAGGGAGGUCUGGGAUCAAAGUGCUUUGGAUGUUGGCUUAACGAUGCAACUCCUGGACUGCAACUUUUCAGAUGAAAAUGUAAGAGCCAUUGCAGUUCAGAAACUGGAGAGCUUGGAGGACGAUGAUGUUCUACAUUACCUUCUACAGCUGGUCCAGGCUGUGAAAUUUGAACCAUACCAUGACAGUGCCCUUGCCAGAUUCCUGCUAAAGCGUGGUUUAAGAAACAAGAGAAUUGGUCACUUCUUGUUUUGGUUCUUGAGAAGUGAGAUAGCCCAGUCCAGACACUAUCAGCAGAGGUUCGCUGUGAUUCUAGAAGCCUAUCUGAGAGGCUGUGGCACAGCCAUGCUGCAUGACUUUACCCAACAAGUUCAAGUAAUCGAGAUGUUACAGAAAGUCACCAUCGAUAUUAAAUCACUCUCUGCCGAAAAGUAUGAUGUCAGUUCCCAAGUUAUUUCACAACUGAAGCAAAAGCUUGAAAACCUGCAGAAUUCUAAUCUCCCCAAAAGUUUCAGAGUUCCGUAUGAUCCUGGAUUGAAAGCAGGAGCACUGGUGAUUGAAAAAUGUAAAGUGAUGGCCUCCAAGAAAAAGCCCCUGUGGCUUGAGUUUAAAUGUGCUGAUCCUACAGCUCUAUCAAAUGAAACAAUUGGAAUUAUCUUUAAACACGGUGACGAUCUGCGCCAAGACAUGCUUAUUUUACAGAUUCUACGAAUUAUGGAGUCCAUUUGGGAGACAGAAUCUUUGGAUCUGUGCCUCCUGCCAUAUGGCUGCAUUUCAACUGGUGACAAAAUAGGAAUGAUUGAGAUCGUCAAAGAUGCCACGACAAUUGCCAAAAUUCAGCAAAGCACGGUGGGCAACACGGGUGCAUUUAAAGAUGAAGUCCUGAAUCACUGGCUCAAAGAAAAAUCCCCCAUUGAAGAAAAGUUUCAGGCAGCAGUGGAGAGAUUUGUUUAUUCCUGUGCAGGCUACUGUGUGGCAACCUUUGUUCUGGGAAUUGGCGACAGACACAACGACAAUAUUAUGAUCACAGAGACAGGAAACCUAUUCCAUAUUGACUUUGGACACAUUCUUGGGAAUUACAAAAGUUUCCUGGGCUUUAAUAAAGAGAGAGUACCAUUUGUGCUAACCCCCGACUUCCUGUUUGUGAUGGGAACCUCUGGAAAGAAGACAAGCCCACACUUUCAGAAAUUUCAGGAUGUCUGUGUUAAGGCUUAUUUAGCCCUUCGUCAUCACACGAACCUACUGAUCAUCCUGUUCUCCAUGAUGCUGAUGACGGGAAUGCCCCAAUUAACAAGCAAAGAAGAUAUCGAAUAUAUCCGGGAUGCCCUCACAGUGGGGAAAAGUGAGGAGGAUGCUAAAAAGUAUUUUCUUGAUCAGAUUGAAGUUUGCAGAGACAAAGGAUGGACUGUUCAGUUCAAUUGGUUCCUACAUCUUGUUCUUGGCAUCAAACAAGGAGAGAAACAUUCAGCCUAGUGCUUUGGGCUAGAAUUAAAAACAAGUUGGUGUUCUAAAGCUUUAAAUUAGCAUGUCAGUCAUCGAACUUGGAUUUAAAAUGCCGUAGGACAUGGUGAAAGCUGGCACUUCAGAAAUAUAGCUCUUUUCCUAGAUGAACUCUUCGCUGAAGAAAAAAGGUUGGCACUGCUAAUUAUUCGGUUAAGUACUAUUUAGUCCUAGGCUUAUUUGCAGGUUUGUUCUUUUCUCAUUUGUCUCAGAGAUGUUGGAGAAUAUUGU
Molecule: messenger RNA, 3631 nt
Organism: Propithecus coquereli (Coquerel's sifaka)
Lineage: Eukaryota; Metazoa; Chordata; Mammalia; Primates; Indriidae
Gene: PIK3CG
Product: phosphatidylinositol-4,5-bisphosphate 3-kinase, catalytic subunit gamma
Exons: 11
Coding region: 65-3373 (1102 amino acids)
Biological process (GO): phosphatidylinositol-3-phosphate biosynthetic process; phosphatidylinositol 3-kinase/protein kinase B signal transduction; cell migration
Cellular component (GO): cytoplasm; phosphatidylinositol 3-kinase complex, class IB; plasma membrane
Molecular function (GO): 1-phosphatidylinositol-4-phosphate 3-kinase activity; 1-phosphatidylinositol-3-kinase activity
Source: RefSeq, a predicted model, not a curated record